AUGCAACUGGCUGAGGCAUUAGUUCUGUUUGAGGCUGAUAUGCUCAAAGGCGAGAGGUUACAGCUUGAGGAGUACAAUUACACUGUGCUCAUCGGUGGAUGUGGACGUGUCGGCUACCUAAAGAAAGCCUUUCAGCUGUACAAUAAUAUGAAAAAGCGAGGGAUAGAGCCAUCUGAUGCUACAUACACUGCGCUGUUCAACGCUUGUGCGGAGUCACCAUGGAAACAGUCAGGGCUGGUACAGGCAUUGAAGCUCAAGCAAGAGCUUCUCAAGAAGAACAUCCCUCUCAGUGCCAUUACCCAGCAUGCUUUGCUCAAAACAGCUGCUUUUGCUGGAGAUCUGAAGUCAUGCUUUCAAUUUCUGCGGGAGAUGCUUCAAAAUGGACAACCCAUCACACAAGAGACAUUUCAUUAUCUACUUAUGAGCUGUGUGAAGGACAAGCAGCAUGGAUUCAGACUGGCUUUACAGGUGUGGCACCAGAUGCUUAGGAUUGGAAUAAAACCAGACACUCAAAAUUACAACAUACUCCUGCGGGUAGCACGGGAUUGUGGGAUAGGUGAACCUGGUUUGGCUUCUGCGUUGCUACUGAAGAGAACAGAAGAAGGGGCCCUAAAACUCACAAGUGGAAGGAAAAGCCAAGUCAAAGCACAGGCAUCGUGUCAGCCCUUACAUAUGGAUGCAUUUGAGCACAAACUGUUUGUAGACACCACACAGAGCCAUGGUCAAGCCGAAGAGACUGAUUUCCCCCUUCCGAAGGAAAAAGAUCAGUGCAGAAUAGACGCAACUCAAGAUGAGACUCAAAUGCUGCCUGAAUCAUCAAAUGGCUCUCUGACCUAUCAAUCACAAAGUUCCCACCUCCCAAACCUUCUAGACCCCAGCACUUGCCACUCAGGUGUGGUUGCCUUGGGACCUGUGAGUAGUGCUACGGAUAGACUUGCUCUGAUUGGAAACCUUGAAGGCUUUUUGGAGAAAAUGGCCAAAGAUGGAUUGGAGCCCAACAUCAAAACCAUUACACUGUUGGCUGAUGUCAUGGAAGCUGGCAGCCAAUCAGUGCAGAGUUUGAUUAAUGUGGCCAAAAAGAGUGGUGUCACGCUGAAUAAGACAUUUUUUAACAUUAUGAUCAGAAGGGUGGCCAAAGCUGGAAACUUAAAUGGGGCUAAGGCUGUAAAAGCCCUUAUGGUUAACAGAGGGCUGAUUGCAAAUACUCAGAUGUUCUGUAGUAUUGCUCUGGCUUGCCGCAGACAAAAAGAUGCAAUGCAGUUGCUUACUGAAAUGGAGUCUUGUGGACUUUUGCCAAACACUCAUCUAUACAGUGCCCUGAUCAGCCCAGUUAAGCGUUUGGACUAUGCUUAUCUGCACGAACUUCUUCAACACAUGCACAAACUGCAAGUGCCACCCAAUGAUGUCAUCAUCAGACAGCUGGAGUUUGCAGCUCAGUAUCCUCCUUCCUAUGACAAGGUUAAAAAACAAAACACAUACCUGGACAAGAUUGACGGCUUCCGUGGUUUUUACAAGCAAUGGCUGGAGUUUAUGCCUGGCCAGGAAACACCACACCCCUGGGAAAAAUAUCGAUCCCCAAAACCAGAAGCGGAACAAGAUGGAGUUACCUCACAAAAUCAAAGUCACGUGAACCAGCUUAAACAAAGCGCCAAACUUUGA
This is a messenger RNA of Sinocyclocheilus grahami, 1659 nucleotides long. RefSeq names its product pentatricopeptide repeat-containing protein 1, mitochondrial-like. Gene Ontology annotation, biological process: tRNA 3'-end processing. Lineage: Eukaryota; Metazoa; Chordata; Actinopteri; Cypriniformes; Cyprinidae. The record is from RefSeq and is a predicted model, not a curated record. Gene Ontology annotation, molecular function: protein binding; tRNA binding. Gene Ontology annotation, cellular component: mitochondrial matrix.